AUGGAUAGUUUCGAGUCGCAGAAUGCGGCUGAGUGGCAGUCUGUCACACGCAAGAAAAAGAACCAUCACUCGUCCAGACCUGAGCCCCCCUCAAGCCAUCCUUCGCGCGUUCAACCGCAACACCGGACACACGCCCCGACGAUCCGCAAUGCUGGGGUCACUCCUACUGUUUCUGCGGGCUCAUCUGCUCCUGCUCUUAACCGGCCAAGGCCAGCGGGGGAUGUUCUCAUCGACCUGGCGUCCUCGGACGAACAGCCCACGCGCAAGACACCGAUCAACUGGUCGAAUCCGUUUGCCUCGCUCGCGUUUGGAGAACCUGCCUCUCCAGCCAACUCAGCCCCAAUCCGCAACAGGCAUGACAAACAACACGUGUCAGGUGGCAGUACCGUAAAUGGAACGUUGAUACAGAAGAUCCACUCUCGGAGGACUUCUUCUAAUCUUGACGACUUGAUCGAGCUUGACCCAAGCUUCUCUCAGACGCCAUCUUCAGCAGGGCUUCCCACAUCUCCAGGUGAAAGCGCUAUAACAGAUGGACCGCCACGGCAAAGCUCUACCCGUCGUCUUGAUGAAGAUGUGCCUCUCUUUAAGAGAGAAGAGGACGAGGCUUGGUUCAAAGCACAGUCGGAUAAAGAUACAGCUCCGGCCAUGUCGCAAACUGUGAGCGGCAAUACAUACCGCCAUCACUUUGAACGGCCGGGACAGUUGAUCUAUCCUGUUGGUAUGCCUGCCACACCGUCCUACCGUGGUCGCGCUAGCUCUCAAACCCGUGGUGAUCGCCGUGGUCACAGCCGUGAUGAACCUCGCAGCCGUGGUGGACAACAUACUCAUGGCGAGCGCCGUGAGUCUCGAUCUCAUGUGUCACAACGCUCUUCACAAAGCUACUCAGGGUCUGAAGGUACUCCUGGAACGGCGUUUCAACAGUCUCGCGGUAAAAGCUCUACACGUGGCCACGGCUAUAGCCCUCGUGGUUCUCAUGGUCUUCGUGGCCGGAGUACCCACACUGACUUUAGCUCAGUUGCUAUGCGCGGAAACUCAUCCUCCAUACGCAAAGUUGCGCGAGAGUCCCCGUGUGCGAUGAGCGAUUGGCCUGAAGAAACAUCCCUUGCGGCGAAAGUUGUAGGAGCCAUCGAAUCUGAUGAAAAGGUUCAGUCUCUUGCCGUCUAUCACGACACUACAGCUACCACCGAGUGGAGGAAGAAGGGCAUGCGUCCUGGCAGAGUCUUUGCACUACCGAAACAUAUCAACUUGGCUGGGCAGAGUUUCGAUAAGAAUUCAAGUUCCAAGCCGGCCAUCGCUCGCCCUGCAGAAAUCGCCAUGAUCACGAACACCCAUAUCGAUCAAGUGUGGGGGCCACAUAAACAGACGAAGACUGCGAAGCUUCUUAUCUACGGCAGCGACGAAGCAGUUACAGAAGCAGUCAAACUCAUCAUCGAGUGGCUGCGCGAGAUCGAAAUUAGUGCGCGCGCGGGAGGUGAAAUGUGGGCCAAGGUCUGGGGAUACAACCCGAAAGCUGAGAGGAAACUUCGCAAAAGACUCCUGAGAGAUGAAGAGCGUAGGAAGUACCGACAGACGAUAUCGGAAGGUGAGGUCCUGGCACAUAGCGCUCACUUCAUUUGGCCACUGCCUAAAGAGCCGGAGCAAGUCUUGGGCAUGAACUUUGAGGCCCUCGACCCCAUACGCAUGAAUUGCGAGUGCUACAUUACUUGCGAAAGGAGCUUUCGCACGAUCCUCAAGAUCCAAGGCAAUGUCGAACAAAAGGUGAAGGAAGCAGCGGAUCGACUGCAGUGCUUGCCCGUGGAGUGGGACGCAAAGAGGUUCGAAGCGGAGCCAUUCGUCAUUCUAGAUACCCCAUACGCUUUUGAUCCCGAUGAUCUACCUCCGGUCAGCAUGGUUCCAUACCGUUUUCCCCGACAGCUUGCUGCACAUCCGGCCUCGACACAUGAUGCAUUCACUUUCCGCUUCCAGCAUAAGCUUCAGCAGCAUCAAGCUCCAUACGCCGCUUCGGAAGACUCCCCGGCGGGAAAGCUGCUCGAGGCCGUUGUGAAUACCACUAAGCACGCUCGCUACUUCCGCAAUUUCCUUAAGCUGCAUCUCCACUUGGGGACCUUUGCGGCGCGGAAGUAUUUUGAGCGUGACAUCAACGAAACCACGUAUUCUUUCCCUGUUUUUGCGGAGAUGAUGGAAGAACCUGACAGGAUGGAUGCAAAGGUCUCCAAAGAGAUCGGUGACCCGAUUGUGGAGCGCCACAUCCUUACGAGGUGCUUUGAAUCGUCGCAUAUCCUGGCACCUCAAGACGCGUGGACCUUGAGUUUAUCUGACGUCCAGCCCGUGUAUUGCGCAACUUUCGAGAUUGCCAAUCCCGCAGGUCAGGCUGGAGACUUCAUUCUGGACGUCGAGCUGGUAGCCGAUGCCAGCGGCACUGACAUAGUGUCUAAAAGCUGGUCUCAACUGGCGAAGGGCAAAAGUGAGCCUUGCAAGUUGUUGGAUGGCAGCAUCAUCAGCUUGGAGAAUGGCGGUCUCGCGUGGAAUCUUGAGAUGGAAGAGUACAUGACUGUGGAUGAGCGUGGCCUGUCCCCCGAUUACCAUCUCUUUCCAAACACAUUGAGGCUGGACACCGCGGCCGCGAACGACCUCACAAGCGGACACGACUUCAUCGUCUAUCGGAGGAGCAAAGAUCGAAUAGUAAAAGUCCCGAUCAAAUCAGUCCGACAGAAGCGAUGCUGGAGGUUCAACACAAUCGGGAGCAUGGGCGAGUGGGUCGUUGAAGUUGCUCACGUGGGAAAGACGACAAUUGGUAAUGACGGCCAACAGAUCCCAUAUGAGCCGCGAUGGACCUUCAACGUCUUCAACAACAGCUGGGACAAACUAUUAACCAGCAACUCCCGGACAGAGAUUGGUCGGGCUGCGAAAUGGGGUUCCGGAGAUUCCGCUAACCUUCUUUUCCCCAUGAACCCGGACAACUCUGCUCUUUCAGGUGUCGCUCAACAAGACGAUGAGGUAUCCUCCGAAGGUUCUGAAGCUGAAGAUGACAACCGACUAAAUGAUGCUGAUCCGGAGGAAUUGGAUAAUCUCUCCGACGAACCGCCCUCUCUCCAGAACUUCGAACAGCUUCUGGAUCUACUUCGCGCGCUGACUAAUGUCGCGGUAGGCAAACCUCAUUCGAGAAGCUCCACUGACAGAGCCAACGAGUUUAUUAAUGAGGCCUGA
This is a messenger RNA of Diplodia corticola, 3207 nucleotides long. Its product is annotated as dna polymerase v family and armadillo-type fold domain-containing protein. The coding region runs from base 1 to 3207 and encodes 1068 amino acids. The transcript is spliced from 3 exons. The record is from RefSeq and is a predicted model, not a curated record. Lineage: Eukaryota; Fungi; Ascomycota; Dothideomycetes; Botryosphaeriales; Botryosphaeriaceae.